AGCAGAAGUCAAAUCUGUUACAAAAGUGGUUAUCAAGCAACAAUGGCAAAAACUAUGGGACAGUAACACCAAAGGAAGACAUUUAUACCAGAUACAAAGGGAAGUAGGAACAGGAAGCACUUGGGGGAGUAGUAGAAGAGAACAGAGCAUUAACAGCAGGAUAAAAUUGGGACACUCUGGAUUAAUCUCAUCACUGCAUCUGAUUGGAAAACAUCCAAAUGGAAAUUGUGAUGGUUGCCAACAACCAGAGACAAUACAUCAUGUAUUUGUUAGCUGCCCGGAUUAUAACAGACAAAGAUUCAUUCUGAAAACUGCACUAGAACAACUCAACGUCAAGGACAUGGAUUUCAAGUCAAUAUACGAAAGUAAAUCAAGAAAUGAAGCAAACAAGCUGAUCUUCAAAUUCCUCAAAAGCACUGGUCUGAGGACAAGGAUUUAAUAUGAACAUUUAAUAACUCAACAGUAGGGGGCGAUAUAUGCUCCAAGUGGAAGCGAUUCGCCAUUAAAGAAAAGAAGAAGAAGAAGAAAGUUGUGUAUACGCUGUGAUACCAGCCGAUUUAGUAAAAGGCAUCAUGAAAGAGAGAUAGGUCGUGUUGUAUGGUCUUAAAACACAAGCGAUUGAUGCUACGCACCACAAAAAGAAGUUAACUGCUGAUCUUCAUCUUUCUGAUGCCGCUUUGAGAGACAUACGAGUAACCAUGAACGAAGAUUGUUUUAACCGAGCUCCCGGAGCAGAGAGAGCCCGACAUUUUCCCGCGGACCCCGGGCUUGUGGGGUCCACCGGCAAUGGAGACUCCAAAGCCCCGCUUUUCAACCAAAGGGAGCCGUUGAGACAGCCGCGAACAUCCCCACCAUAUUCUGAAAACAGCACAAGCGCGGCCGACGCCAUGGUUGCUGGAGAUUUUAAAAGACCGAGCAAACACCAACCAAGUGCAAAUGCCAACAGUCCGUCUGCCUCCAGAGGUUUUAAUGAAGUGGAUUCUUUGGUCCAGUCGUCAAAGCUUUCAGCGAGUGCCCCAGAGUUUGUCCCUUCUGGAAUGAACUCUUAUGAAGACCCCUCUUUUUGUGAUGACAGCACAAGCUAUUAUGAGGAACAAACCUUGGCUGAGACGGUGACAGACUUCCUGGCCCACCUGAGCUCCUCACCAGGCUCCUUUGAGUCUGACGUUGAACAGAUAACGGCGAUGCUCAAUUCCUGGGUCACUACUGAGGAGCUGCUGAAUGAGCUGGUGGAGCUGAUUUACACACAGUCUACUGCCAUUCCGAACUUCUCGUACACGGGCGCCCGGCUCUGUAACUACCUGUCUCAUCAUCUCACCGUCAGCCCUCCAAGUGGCAACUUUCGUCAGCUGCUCCUAAAAAGGUGUCAGACGGAGUAUGAACAGAGGGGUGCAGCUGUACGAGGAGACAAAGAGACUCAGAAGAAGUUCCACUCCUAUGUGCUCUUCCUGGGAGAGCUCUAUCUCAGCCUCGAGAUUAAAAGUGCAAAAGGACCUCCAAAUCGAGCAGCGAUCCUUCUCACGGCUCUGAAGGACCUGAUGAACAGUCUGUUCUCCAAGCCGGUGGACGCAAAUCUCAUCUGCGCUGUCAAGCUGCUUAAGCUGACGGGCUCGGUCCUGGAUGACACGUGGAAAGAGAGUGGACAACGACACAUGGAUGAACUGGUCCGAAGAAUAGAAAAUAUUCUACUGGAUGCCACCUGCAGCAGGGAUGUCCGACAGAUGCUCCUGAAACUAGUGGAGUUGAGAUCGAGUGACUGGGGCAGGGUCCGAGCAGCUGCAGCAGCCAGCAACGCCACGCCAGACAACGACCCCAACUACUUCAUGAAUGAACCCACAUUCUACACACAAGACGGGACUCCUUUCACAGCAGCAGACCCAGAUUAUGGUGAGAAAUACCAAGAGAUCCUGGACAGGCAGGAGUAUUUCAAUGACACUGACGGAGAAAAUGGAAGCGAAUCCGAGUUAUUCGACUCUGAAGACGAGAUGGAGCCUGAGAUAGAAGAAGCUUAUGAGACAUUUUGUUUAGAAGCAGAGAUGAGACGAAAACAAUGACGUGACGGUGAAAGUCUCGAAAGGCACAUCCUUUACUUUUAAUUCUCAACUUGUUUGGAAUGUUGAAACGCAAAGUUAACUAGCAUCCGAUAUGUUCAAACUUUUAUUUAAGGCUAAAAAGCAUUUUAAUAAAAGGAGCUGUUCACAGCACUUCUGACACUAUUUCAGUCAGGGUUGAUUAGAAAUGGGGACAGUCAACAGGGUCAAUUGUUCAAAAAAUAUUAACGGUGUUAAGAGUUUUUCUUUGGACAUGGCAGUUCUCUCUUUGUUGCUUUUACAUUGUUUUCAGGAAUGUAUUUCCUUUACGCCUAAACAAAAUGCCAAGAGGGAAAUGGUGUGCUGUGGAUUUAUUUUCCUUUGAGUUACUUUCUGAAAGGCCGAUUGCAUCGACUGCGUGCAUUCUAGUUUAAGUUCUUAUGAAUGCAUAAACAGGCCAAAAAACUCCAUUCAUUGUCAGAGAGGCCUCAUCCUAAUGUGAAAUGCACUGUAAGACGGUGAGGGUUGCUUUACUACAUACAGACAUGCAUAUACAGCCUUUAUCCUGUGACUGUUGUCAGGUGGAUGGCAGUCCAGUUAGGAGAAAUGAUGUUAGCUCUAAUAAAAACAAAUACUUAAUUUAGUCAUAACCUGGGAGGUGAAUUUGGACAGAAGUCUCUAAGUAAAAUGUUCAGAAUCCAUGGUCAGUGUGACAGUGUUAACUGCAGGAAAGGAUUAUUUAUAUCCCACUUAUCCCAAGACGGAAAUACUGUUUACCAGCAAUUCAUUCAGCCCAUAAAAAGGAAUGUUGUUUCAUAGUUUGUAAAUAUUAUUUAUGGUAUUGUUUGCCUGCAAUAAAUUCUUUAUAAUGUGAAUUGAUUUGUCUUUUGUUUAGGUGGAAGGCGAUAAACAAGGACGUUUGUUCUGUAUUUGGGACAGGCACAUUGUUUUUUCUCCAGAGAUUUAAUUGUGAAGUGAUUUAGUGACUUGGACUUCAUCUUUGUUGUAUAGCGAGAUAUAAACUCACGGGAACACAUGGUGAAACACUGCGAUAUAAAGCUCAGGGAUUCUGUGAGAGAUUAUCAUUAGAAAACAAUAUUUUUAAAUGUUCCUAUUCUUUCUUUUUUGGUAUUUCCUUUUUUGUUCAGUUAAGUGUUUAAUAAAAUACUGUUACAAAUUU
This is a messenger RNA of Gymnodraco acuticeps, 3210 nucleotides long. It is a transcript of the gene paip1, whose product is annotated as poly(A) binding protein interacting protein 1. Gene Ontology annotation, molecular function: RNA binding; translation activator activity; protein binding. The record is from RefSeq and is a predicted model, not a curated record. NCBI's taxonomy places the organism in Eukaryota, Metazoa, Chordata, Actinopteri, Perciformes, Bathydraconidae. The transcript is spliced from 11 exons. The coding region runs from base 699 to 2054 and encodes 451 amino acids. Gene Ontology annotation, biological process: regulation of translational initiation.